AUGGAAGAUUGCAAGCCGGUAGCCACUCCAGCAGAACCAGGAGUCAAAUUAAGUGUGAAUUCAACAAGAGAGCAAGUGAAUCCGACGUUGUUCAAAAGCAUAGUUGGAAGUCUAAGGUCUGACUAUCACACGACCAGACAUAAUAUACGCUGUGGGAUUGGUAAGCAGAUCAUGGAGCAUCCGAAACAGAUCAUUGGAGUGCAGCAAAAAGAAUCCUCAGAUAUGUCAAAGGAUCCUGGAAAUGUGUUGGCAACCAAUUGGUCAUCUUCUACUCCUGUUUGCAAUUGGUUUGGUGUCAGCUGCGGAUCCAACCACCGCAAAGUCACAGCUCUAAACCUUACUGGUUUGGGAUUUGUAGGCACCCUUCCACCCCACUUAGGAAAUUUAUCAUUCCUUUCUCUUCUUUCAAUCAAAGAUAACAGUUUUCAGAUUACCAGUCCAGUUAUCAAAUUUGCACCGGAUGAAACAUAUAGACUUGGGAUACUUGCAAAAGCUGGAGGAGUUGAGCUUGAUCCUGGAAAUGUGUUGGCAACCAAUUGGUCAUCUUCUACUCCUGUUUGCAAUUGGUUUGGUGUCAGCUGCGGAUCCAACCACCGCAGAGUCACAGCUCUAAACCUUACUGGUUUGGGAUUUGUAGGCACCCUUCCACCCCACUUAGGAAAUUUAUCAUUCCUUUCUCUUCUUUCAAUCAAAGAUAACGGUUUUCAUGGCAGAAUACCAGUCCAGUUAUCAAAUUUGCACCGGAUGAAACAUAUAGACUUGGGUAACAACAGCUUCAGUGGAGAAAUCCCAUCGUGGUUAGGAUCACUAACUCAACUUCAGGUGUUGCGUCUGUACUACAAUAACUUCAAUGGUGUUAUCCCAUUCUCUUUAGGAUACUUGCAAAAGCUGGAGGAGUUGAGCUUGUAUGGAAACAAGCUUUCGGGUUCAAUACCCUCCUUCGUCUUCAACAUAUCUUCGUUGAAAGCUAUUGAUGUAGGCAGCAAUAUGUUCACCGGUUCCAUACCCUUUGUUCCAAUCGAUUUGCCUCAGCUUGAAUUCAUCAAUUUCUACGUCAAUAAUCUCACUGGUCAUUUUCCAGACGAUAUGUUUGAUCGUCUUCCGAAUUUGAAAGAUUUGUACUUGAGUAAUAACAUGCUUUCAGGAAGAAUUCCAGCUAGUUUAUUCAAGUGCACAAAAUUACGAAGUUUAUCCUUAUCAGAUAACCACUUGGAGGGGGGUCUACCUGUAGAAAUUGGGAAUUUGAGCAUGCUUCAAUUCCUCUCUAUUGCUAAGAACCACUUUCAAGGUGAAAUUCCAAAACAAAUUAUGAAUUUAACUCUUCUUAGUGAGUUUGAUUGUUCCCGUAACAACUUUACAGGUACAAUACCAGAACAGAUUGGCAACCUAAAGAAUCUGGAAUUUUUGAGUGCGGGAGACAAUAAUUUUGUCGGUCAAAUUCCUCCCGUUAUGUUUAAUAUGUCGACUCUGUCUACCAUUUCUUUUGAAAGUAAUCAGCUCUCGGGCAGUCUUCCAUCAAACACGGGGCUUUGGCUUCCCAACCUGGAGGAGUUAUAUCUUGCAAAUAAUCGACUCGUUGGUCCAUUCCCAAUGUCCAUUUCCAAUGCCUCUCAGCUUACUAUUCUUGACAUUUCUGAUAAUUUAUUUUCAGGGUCCAUCCCCGACACUCUUGGAAAUCUGAGAAAUUUAAAGAGACUCAACUUGGAUGUUAAUAAUCUAACUUCUUCAAGAUUGAGCUUUCUUUCUUCUUUGACAAGUUGCAGAGGCUUGGAAAUCUUGGACUUCAGCGACAACGUAUUGAUCAGCGGUGAACUUCCAGGUUUGGUCGGAAAUCUCUCGGAUUCUUUUCAGAGAUUCUCUGCUUCAAAGUGCAACAUCAGUGGCAGCAUCCCGAGUGGAUUUGGCAACUUGAGUCACUUGAUAGACAUAAAGUUUGAUGACAAUAAAUUGACAGGGAUGAUUCCUACUACCAUCGGAGGAUUAAAAGAGCUGCAAAGUCUUUCUCUUGGGGACAAUCAGUUAGAAGGACCAUUCCCAUCUGAGUUAUGUCAGCUAAACAAGUUGGGAUUCUUGGUCUUUUCGAACAACAAAUUGUCUGGAUCGAUACCUACUUGCUUGGGUAAUCUCAUUUCCUUGAGACAAAUACUCCUUGGCUCUAAUAUGUUUUCUUCUUCAAUACCUUCAACCUUGACAGGGCUUACUAAUCUCCUGAUCCUGAACUUAUCUUCAAAAUUCUCUCACUGGUCCUCUUCCAAUUGA
Messenger RNA from Hibiscus syriacus, 2259 nucleotides. RefSeq names its product probable leucine-rich repeat receptor-like protein kinase At5g63930. The record is from RefSeq and is a predicted model, not a curated record. NCBI's taxonomy places the organism in Eukaryota, Viridiplantae, Streptophyta, Magnoliopsida, Malvales, Malvaceae. The coding region runs from base 1 to 2259 and encodes 752 amino acids. The transcript has 6 exons. Gene Ontology annotation, molecular function: protein binding.